CCUCUCUUUCUGCCCUGGCCUUCUCUUCUGAGCAGAAGCAACUAUGGAAGAGCAGGAGGAGGCAGAGGAAGAGGAGGCUGACAGCAGGGCUGAGGCUGAGGUUGAGGAUGAGGCUGAGACUGAGGAGACCAAGGCAGAAGAAGAUGAACAAGAAGAGGGAGCUAAAGAGGCUGAAGAUGGCCCAGUGGAGGAGUCCAAACCAAAGCCCAGGCCAUUCAUGCCCAAUUUGGUGCCACCGAAGAUCCCUGAUGGAGAAAGAGUGGAUUUUGAUGACAUCCAUCGGAAGCGCAUGGAGAAGGACCUGAAUGAGCUGCAGACGCUGAUCGAGGCUCACUUUGAGAACAGGAAGAAGGAGGAGGAAGAGCUCAUUUCUCUCAAAGACAGGAUCGAGAGGCGGCGGGCUGAGCGUGCGGAGCAGCAGCGUAUCAGGAACGAGCGGGAGAAGGAGCGGCAGAACCGCCUGGCUGAAGAAAGGGCCCGGCGAGAGGAGGAGGAGAACAGGAGGAAGGCUGAGGAUGAAGCCCGGAAGAAGAAGGCUUUGUCCAACAUGAUGCAUUUUGGAGGGUACAUCCAGAAGACAGAGCGGAAAAGUGGGAAGAGACAGACCGAGCGGGAAAAGAAGAAGAAGAUUCUGGCGGAGAGGAGGAAGGUGCUGGCCAUCGACCACAUGAAUGAAGAUCAGCUGAGGGGUAAGGCAAAGGAACUGUGGCAGAGCAUCUAUGAGCUGGAGGCAGAGAAGUUCGACCUGCAGGAGAAGUUCAAGCAGCAGAAAUAUGAAAUCAAUGUUCUCCGAAACAGGAUUAAUGAUAACCAGAAAGUCUCCAAGACCCGAGGGAAGGCCAAAGUCACAGGGCGCUGGAAGUAGAGGCUGCCCCUCUCAAAGAUCUGCUCCUGUGUGCUCCCUGACCCCCAGCUCUGGGCCCCUCCGGGGCAUCUCCUGCUGUGAAAUGAGGAGCAGCCCAGCUGGGAGCUCCUGCCUGCCCACCACCCCACCUUGCCAGUAAUAAAAAGCCACCCACACUGA
Messenger RNA from Otolemur garnettii (small-eared galago), 1024 nucleotides. It is a transcript of the gene TNNT2, whose product is annotated as troponin T2, cardiac type. Gene Ontology annotation, molecular function: tropomyosin binding; troponin C binding; troponin I binding. Bases 44 to 865 code for a protein of 273 amino acids. The transcript has 12 exons. Gene Ontology annotation, biological process: cardiac muscle contraction; regulation of muscle contraction; sarcomere organization. NCBI's taxonomy places the organism in Eukaryota, Metazoa, Chordata, Mammalia, Primates, Galagidae. Gene Ontology annotation, cellular component: troponin complex. The record is from RefSeq and is a predicted model, not a curated record.